AUGAAUCCCAACAACCAGCAGCAGUCCAACCGACUGCAACUCAACUUUGGUUUCCAAGGAGUCCAGAACUUCGGCGCUGACCAGGGCCGCGCCUAUCCCACCACCCCCUCGACCUUCCCGCAACCCUUUCCUAAUCCUCAGGGACAACAAGAGGUAUGGGGCACCGCACAACCCGGCAUGAACAGUGGCUUCACCAACCAAGGCUACUUUGCAAACAACCCCUACACCUCGGCCGUCCAGCAACAACAGACCAACCUGCAUGCCCAGCAAGGCUACAGACCUCAGCCAAAUCAAGCACAGCAGCCACAGCAGCAGCAAUAUCACGAUGCUGCUACAAACGGCCUUGUACACCAGUUCUCCAACCAGAAUCUUGGCGGUCCACCUCGCGCCCAGAGCCCGUACGCUCGUCAAGUUUCUCCUAAUCCCAACCCCAACCGACCACGUACCGCCAAUUCGACCCAUCAACAACAGCAACACUAUUCGGGACCAUCUUUGUCCGAUGAAGAACCCCCGCCGAAGAACCCAGAGCGCUUCUCCACCAGCAUUGGUAACCGUGCCAAGUUGCAGACGGAGCUCGUCAGCACUUUCUUCCGCGACAGUGUAGAGCGAGCUCGCGACCGAAAUGCUCGCGCCCAAGAGCUCGAGACAAUCAUGAAGGAUGCCACAGUAUCAGACUCCCGCAAACAACAGAAGACGACUAGUAUGCGUCGCUCCGAAGCAAACUUCCUCCGUUUUCUUCGUACCAGCGAGAGACCUCAGAACUACUCGACACUCAAGAUCAUUGGAAAGGGAGCCUUUGGCGAAGUCAAGCUCGUGCAGCGCAAGCAUGAUGGCAAGAUCUACGCUCUCAAGUCGCUUGUUAAGGCUGAAAUGUUCAAGAAAGAUCAACUCGCUCACGUGCGUGCCGAACGUGACAUUCUUGCAAACGCCGACAGUCCCUGGCUCGUCAAGCUGCAUACCUCGUUCCAGGACUCGACCUUCCUUUACAUGCUCAUGGAGUUCUUGCCUGGCGGUGAUCUCAUGACAAUGCUGAUCAAGUACGAGAUUUUCUCGGAAGACAUUACUCGUUUCUACAUGGCCGAGAUCACACUGGCUCUGGAAGCCGUACAUAAAUUAGGCUUCAUUCAUCGUGAUAUCAAGCCUGACAACAUCUUGCUCGACCGAGGUGGUCACAUCAAGCUCACUGACUUUGGUCUUUCGACCGGCUUCCACAAGGAACACAACGCCUCAUACUAUCAACAACUCAUGUCAAACGCCCGCUCACGUGCGACGGCAGCCAAUCGCCAGUCCGUCUCACUCGACCAGAUUCAGUUGACUGUGAGCAACCGGCACCAAGUAAACACCUGGCGCAAGUCUCGUCGCCAGCUCGCAUACUCGACCGUUGGAACUCCUGAUUACAUUGCUCCCGAGAUUUUCAGCGGCAAAGGUUAUGACUACCGUUGCGACUGGUGGAGUGUAGGCACUAUUAUGUUCGAAUGUCUUAUUGGAUGGCCUCCAUUCUGUGCAGAGGAACCUCACGAUACAUACCGCAAGAUUGUCGACUGGCCAAGAAACUUGCACUUCCCUCCUGACCAACAGAUUGGUGCUGAGGCAGAACACUUCAUCCGCAGUCUGAUCUGUGAUGCCGACAAUCGCCUCGGUCGCCUCGGAGGUGCCACUGAGAUCAAGCAGCACCCCUUCUUCCGAGGCGUGGUCUGGGACCAACUUCGUCGCAUCCGUGCUCCAUUCGAGCCCAAGCUCUCAUCGGCUAUCGACACACAGAACUUCCCUAUCGACGAGAUUCCGCAGACGGACAACAGCGCUGCGCUUCGUGCUCAGAAUGAGGCAAUGGGUGGAGAGGAAGCCAGCAUGAGCUUGCCCUUCAUUGGUUACACGUACAAGCGUUUCGAUGCUUUCCGUGGUAGUUGA
Molecule: messenger RNA, 1908 nt
Organism: Aureobasidium melanogenum CBS 110374
Lineage: Eukaryota; Fungi; Ascomycota; Dothideomycetes; Dothideales; Saccotheciaceae
Product: kinase-like protein
Exons: 5
Coding region: 1-1908 (635 amino acids)
Biological process (GO): intracellular signal transduction; peptidyl-serine phosphorylation
Molecular function (GO): ATP binding; protein serine/threonine kinase activity
Source: RefSeq, a predicted model, not a curated record